Messenger RNA from Rotaria sp. Silwood2, 1548 nucleotides. The record is from the annotation of a GenBank genome assembly. Lineage: Eukaryota; Metazoa; Rotifera; Eurotatoria; Philodinida; Philodinidae.
AUGACUCUUCUUGCUGUUCUCUAUACAGUCGGUGUGUUGAUUAUUUCAAUUGUUGUUCUAGUCUAUUGGAAAUUAAUUCGUUCACCGAAACGUUUCUACGAUGAAUUUCGUCGACAAGGCGUACCGGGCGAACCAUUUGUGCCUCUCAUUGGUCAACUGCGCGACUUGUAUCGUGCCGUUCAGAAUGAUGCUUCAAUGGCCUAUCGAAUGAGUCUUGUUCAAAAGCAUGGCUAUGUCUAUCUCAUCGGUUUCGGCCCAGACAUCGAACUAAUUGUCAACGAACCCGAUUUGAUUGCCGACAUUUUGGGCCAUUCACAUGCGCACGACUAUCAAAAGCCGUCUGAUUUUGCUCGACUACUUGCUCCACUCAUCGGCAUACAUAAUUUAUUAGUAAGUGAAGAGAUCGAACAUGAGCGUGCUCGAAAAAUGCUCAAUCCGGCGUUUCAUUUUACUCAUCUUCAAUCGAUGAUAUCCAUUAUGACGAAGCAGACAGCUAAAUCCAUCGAUGAAAUAGUCUUAGCUUGUACUCAAAAGCAAUUUAUCGAUAUACAAACUGAACUUAAUUCUAUGACGUUGACAAUAAUUGCAUCGAGCGCAUUCGGUCAAAGUUUUGAAACAGUAGCAAACGCUAAAGAAAUUGUUUCUCGAGCAUUUACUGACGUUCUUGACGCAAUUGAGUAUCGAGGGAUGCGCAUGAUUGAUUCAAUUCCGAUUGUUGCUCGGCUGCCGUUCUGGCACAAACGUCUUUUAGAUAAAGCAUGCGAGGACAUUAGUCGAUUUGUUGAUCAACUCAUUGAUGAUCGUCGAUGUGGACAAUCGAGCAGUCUCUGCAGUGGUAAAGAUCUUCUCGAUUUUCUUCUUUCUGCUGUCGAUCAAGAAGGAAAACCUUUUAGUGAUCAAGAAAUCAAAGAGCAAGCCUUAACCUUUGUCCUAGCCGGGCAUGAAACCACGGGCAAUCUCAUGACAUGGACCAUAUACGUGCUUAUGACACAUGAAGACGUAUGGCAUGCUUGUCGCGAAGAAGUUGACAAAGUACUACCGAAUGGCACCAAGCCAACGCCUGAUCUCAUGAAUGAAUUAAUCAUCUGUGAAGCCGUCUUACAAGAAACUCUUCGUCUCUAUCCUCCGGCGCCGUUCUUUUCAAGACAAUGUAUUCGAGAACACACGAUUGGUAAAGAAGGUCAACGUCAAUUACGUAUUCCCGUCGGUUCAAUCAUUUCAUUCAAUACCUAUCUACUUCAUCGACGUGAAGAUUUUUGGCCUCGAGCUCUUGUUUUUGACUACAGACGAUGGUUGCGUGAUCCAGUAUCUGGUUUGAAACCGAAAUUAGCACAUCCGUUCUGUUAUUUACCAUUCGCUGCCGGACAACGUAAUUGUAUCGGUCAGAAUUUUGCUUUGCUCGAAGCCAAAGUCAUAUUGGCAAUGCUCGUGCAACGAUGUGAUUUUACCAUCGAACCGAAUCAGAACAUUACAACUGACGUACGCAUUACCAUGCGUGCCAAAUAUGGACUACGAGCGAAAGUUACAAAACGAUCGUUCGAUUUUUAA